AUGACUGAAGAGUUGGUGGAUUUGAAAAUAGGACAACAGGUGGGCAAUUGGAUUGUAGAGAAACGAUUGGGUGGUGGGAGUUUUGGGGCCAUUUAUCUAUGCAAAGACAGCAAGAAAGGAGGACAAUAUGCUUUAAAGGUGGAAGAAGCUCAUGUAAUCAUACAGUUAUUAAAAAUGGAACUUGUGGUGUUGAAUGAGUUGAAAAACAGCAAUACACGACAUUUUUGUACUGUAGAAGACAAAGGUCGAGAGCAGAACUUUAUUUACAUAGUGAUGACACUUGUUGGACGAUCACUUGAGGAUCUACGAAUCUCAUCACCGCAGAGGAAAUUUAGUUUGGGAACAGCAAUAAGUGUGAGCAUACAAUGUCUUGAGGCACUGCAAGAAUUACAUUCUAUAGGGUAUUUGCACCGCGAUGUGAAGCCAGGAAACUAUACAACCGGUCGCGCAGAGAUGAACGAACUUAGGAAGAUUUAUCUGCUAGAUUUUGGAAUGUGUCGUAAAUAUAUCCAACCUGAUGGUACUAUCAAAAUGCCACGAACGCAAGCAGCCUUCCGCGGGACAGUAAAAUAUGCCCCUUUGGCUUGCCACCUACGGAAGGAUUUAUGUCGUUUGGAUGAUUGUGAAUCUUGGUUUUACAUGAUGAUUGAAAUCACCAAAGGCAGUCUCCCCUGGAGAAGCCUCAAUAACCUGGAUGAGGUUGGAAAUUGCAAAAAGUAUUGUCGAUCGCGUCAGACGGAAGCAAGACAACUGUUCAGUGGUUGUCCACGAGAUUAUAUUCAAGUGAUGAGAAUGAUUGAUAGAGGAUAUUAUUUUGAUGAACCAAAAUAUGAAGAAAUGUAUAGCAUAUUACGCAAGGUGCUUAAAAUUGCUUGUGUUUCGGUAAGCACUAAACGUAAACGUUCAAUCCAAUUAAUAGUAUGGGAAUAUCCAUACGAUUGGGAAUUAAAAGAAUAA
Thelazia callipaeda (thelaziosis nematode) is the source of this 957-nucleotide messenger RNA. The record is from the annotation of a GenBank genome assembly. Lineage: Eukaryota; Metazoa; Nematoda; Chromadorea; Rhabditida; Thelaziidae.